CGGAGGUGCGCAGAUCGUGUACGUGGCGACGCGGCGUCACUGCGUCCUCACGCUUGAUUCUGACAGCCGACAAGCACGAGUUCCGCGGGGCGGCGCCAGCUCACAUGAAAACUUCCGUUCGCGCGUCUCGAGCUCCUCGGAAGGGUAGUGAAUGCCACCUGGAUCCGAUCCAUGUACUGUAUAUUCGUUCCAGAUGCAGGGCGGCCGGAGAUCGGGAGGACCUCGGAAGAUCUCCGAGGUGUCCCAGUUCAAGCAAUUGACCAAGAGAGACGCUCUUGUCCUUAUGCUCAACGAAAUCGAGUCGUUAGUGAGCACUUGUACAUCGGAGAAAGAUGCCGUUGAAGAUGAGCUCCGAAGAUUCCAGCGAUUGUUCACUCGAUACCUAUCGGCAAGUCCUCGAAUCGAUUGGGAAAAAAUCGAACCGCUCCCCCAGAACGCGAUUCAGGACUACGCUUCGCUGGAAACUCCAUCGGAUGAGCAAGUGAAAUCGAUGCUUGCAAAAUUAGUCGUGGUUAAACUGAACGGCGGCUUGGGAACGUCUAUGGGAUGUCAGGGACCCAAGAGUGCGAUUUCGGUCCGGAACGACCUGACCUUCCUCGACUUGACGGUCCAACAAAUCGAGCACCUGAACAAGAAAUAUGACUGCCAAGUUCCCUUGGUACUGAUGAAUUCAUUCAACACCGAAGAAGAUACGAAACAAAUUCUACGCAAAUACAAUGGCUUCCAAGUGCAGAUUUACAGCUUCAAACAAUCGCGUUUUCCCCGUAUUAGCAAAGAGACUUUGAUGCCCAUUACGAAGUCUUUCCAAGACGACAAUAAAGAAGCAUUCUACCCGCCAGGGCACGGGGACUUCUACGAAUCGUUCCUUCAGUCCGGUCUGCUGCAGCACUUCCUGGACGAGGGUCGCGAGUACGUGUUUAUUUCGAACAUCGACAACUUGGGUGCCUCAGUAGACCUUAACAUUCUGAAAUUCCUCUUGGAAUCCUCUCCGAAACCUGGCUUCGUUAUGGAGCUCACCGAUAAAACGCGAGCCGACAUUAAAGGUGGAACCCUCAUUCAGUACGAGAACCACGUGAAACUCUUGGAAAUCGCUCAGGUGCCACCGGACCACAUCGAGGAGUUCAAGUCUAUCAGCAAAUUCAAGAUUUUCAACACCAAUAACUUGUGGAUUAGACUCGACGAGACCAGAGAAAUCGUGGAAAAGAACGCGCUAGAGCUAGAGAUCAUCGUGAAUCCGAAGUGCUUAUCCAACCACGUCGAAGUCAUCCAACUCGAGACAGCAGCCGGAGCAGCGAUCAAUCACUUCCAGCAUGCUCUUGGAAUCAGAGUGCCCCGUUCGAGGUUCCUGCCAGUCAAGAAAACGUCUGAUCUCAUGAUGGCCAUGUCGAACUUGUACAACAUGAAGAACGGGUCGCUCAUCAUUUCUCCUCAAAGACCGUUUGCUGGUGUGCCACUCAUCAAGUUGGGAGACGCACACUUUUCCAAGGUGCGCGAUUUCCUGGAUCGAUUCAAGUCAAUCCCAGACAUCCUGGAAUUGGAUCACCUCACAGUCUCGGGCGACGUGACCUUCGGAAAAGGAGUGGUUCUCAGAGGCACGGUGAUAAUCAUAGCGAAUCACGGGGACAGGAUCGACGUACCCGCCGGGGCGAUACUGGACAAUAAGAUAAUGAGCGGGAACCUCCGCAUUUUGAGUCACUAGAAAGCUCACGGAUUCGUUCCCUGGAUCGAUGGAAGGAACAGGGCUAUCCACAAACGGGUUAAGAUUCGAAUUGAGGCAUCGAAAAGAAAACCCAAAUAAAUCGUCGAGGAGCAAGUUCUGCGCCAAA
This is a messenger RNA of Galendromus occidentalis (western predatory mite), 1826 nucleotides long. RefSeq names its product UTP--glucose-1-phosphate uridylyltransferase. Gene Ontology annotation, molecular function: UTP:glucose-1-phosphate uridylyltransferase activity. The coding region runs from base 152 to 1699 and encodes 515 amino acids. The transcript is spliced from 7 exons. Gene Ontology annotation, biological process: UDP-alpha-D-glucose metabolic process. The record is from RefSeq and is a predicted model, not a curated record. NCBI's taxonomy places the organism in Eukaryota, Metazoa, Arthropoda, Arachnida, Mesostigmata, Phytoseiidae.